AUGAAAGUUCAUUAUAUUAAUAUAUUAUUGUUUGCUCUUCCAUUAGAUAUAUUGGAACAUAAUAAAAAUGAACCACACACCACACCAAAUCAUACACAAACCACCAGAUCAUUAUGCGAAUGUGAAUUAUAUUCACCGGCCAAUAAUGAUAAUGAUCCCGAAAUGAAAAGGGUGAUGCAACAAUUUGAGGAUCGUACAUCACAAAGAUUUCAUGAAUAUGACGAACGUAUGGUCGAAAAACGAAUGCAAUGUAAAGAUAAAUGCGAUAAAGAAAUUCAAAAAAUUAUUUUAAAAGAUAAAUUAGAAAAACAAAUGGUAGAACAGUUUUCCACAUUACAAACUGAUAUACAAAGUGACGCCAUUCCCACAUGUGUAUGCGAAAAGUCGAUCGAGGACAAAGUGGAAAAAGGAUGUUUGCGAUGUGGAAGUAUAUUAGGUGCGGCGAUGCCUGAAUUGGGAUCGGUAGGUGGGAGUCUUUUAUAUGCUUUAAAUACCUGGAAACCUGCUGCAAUUAUAGCUGCUAAGGAAGCGGCCUUAGCUGAGGCUACUGAUCUUGCUACGCAAGCUGGUAUUGAUACUGUUGUCGCUCAACUUAAAAUUGAAGGAUUGCUUGCCUCCUUUACUGUGAAACAAAGAUUAGUUGAUUUGAGUUCAAUUGUUACUUCAUCAACAUAUAAUAAUGGUGCUAUUCUACAUAAAAGUGCUAUGGAAUUAGCUAGUAGUUACUGUCAUUUUGAAGGAACUCAAAGUACGCCUCCUUUUUGUAGUACGAUAAAGUACGGUCAGACUACUAAUUUUGUUCGUUACGCAAAAGCUGGUAGUGCUGCAUUUAAGACAGAAUUCGCAUCCAAAUCAGCAACACUUACAAAAGCAAAGGUGGGUGCGGUAGAAGCUACAUAUGGUGGUUACCACAUUAGUAUUAUUUCUUCCAUCGUUGCAAUUGUAGUUAUAGUUUUAAUUAUGGUGAUAAUUUAUUUAAUUUUACGUUAUCGACGAAAAAAAAAAAUGAAGAAAAAACUUCAAUAUAUAAAAUUAUUAGAAGAAUAG
Molecule: messenger RNA, 1047 nt
Organism: Plasmodium falciparum 3D7
Lineage: Eukaryota; Apicomplexa; Aconoidasida; Haemosporida; Plasmodiidae
Product: rifin
Exons: 2
Coding region: 1-1047 (348 amino acids)
Source: RefSeq, a predicted model, not a curated record